CAAAUCAUGACAGUCCCAAGUCUCUCCUGCAGUAUUAUUAUACUCCAUCUCAAACAUUUCCGGACACUCUUCCCACUCAAAGAGAGGAAAAGAACAAUAAUGAAGACAGUGUUGCUCAUCGUCCUCUUCUUCUUCUUCCAAAAUUUCAAGACAUCUUCAUCCAUCCACCACAAGUACGACGCAAUUUACAACUUCGGUGACUCCCUCAGUGACACUGGGAACUUCCUCCUCUCGGGGGCACUGGCAUUUCCAGUCAUCGGGAAGCUUCCUUAUGGAGAGACAUUCUUUCGGCAUGCAACUGGCCGAUGUUCAGAUGGACGACUCAUUAUAGACUAUAUCGCUGAGGCAUUUGGUUUACCACAUCUUCCACCGUAUCUAGAUAUAGUUCGGGAGAAAAAACAUGUGAAGACUGGAGUGAGUUUUGCAGUUUCCGGUGCCACAGCGCUCGACACGCAAUUCUUCUAUGCGCAGGGGCUUGGACCGCUUGUGUGGACAAAUGAUUCGCUAAGCGUUCAGCUUGGCUGGUUCAAGAAGUUCAAGUCCUCUUUGUGCUCCACAAAGCAGGAAUGUGAUGAAUACUUCAAGAAGUCGCUAUUUCUGGUGGGGGAGAUUGGUGGAAACGAUUACAAUUAUCCUUUCUUUGUUGGUGGAAGCAUUAAACAAGCACAAGCUUUGGCGCCCUUAGUGGUUGGAGCAAUUACUAAAGCCACCAGCAUGCUCAUAGAGGAAGGUGCGAUGGAUGUGAUGGUGCCUGGAAAUUUGCCAAUUGGUUGCUCGGCGGUUUACUUGACCAUAUUUGGUCCGACCUCGAACCAAUCAGACUAUGAUCCAAGAACUGGUUGUCUGAAAGCUUAUAAUGCUUUCGCUCGUUAUCACAACCAACAACUGAAGCGAUCGCUGCAAAUGCAGAGGCUGAAAUACCCUCACGCAAGAAUCACCUAUGCUGACUAUUAUGGUGCCGCAAUGCGUUUAUAUCACACCCCAAAACGUUACGGAUUUAAGGAAGGGACCUUGAAGGCAUGCUGUGGAGGUGGCGGCCCAUACAAUUUCAACAACUCGGCUAGGUGCGGCCACACUGGCUCGAGAGCGUGCUCAAAUCCAUCAGCGUAUGUGAACUGGGACGGGAUCCAUUUAACUGAUGCUGCUUAUGGGCACAUUUCUAAGGGUCUAAUCUAUGGCCGCUUUACUUCUCCACCUCUAACCUCUCUCCUUGGUAACUGACUACAUUAGACAUUAUUCUUUUCUCCUUUUCUCUAAUAAAUUGGACAUUCGAGAAAGGAAACCCUUCAAGAAAUAGGGGUAGCGCAGUAGCGCAAGCCUGAUAACCAAAAAGUUAGAUAUUCGAUUCUCGUGGUGGUACUAUUUAUGCUCCUUUAUUAGAUAGGAUAAAUUUUAUUUUGUCAUAUUACACUCACUAGCCUCUCUUAUAAUUGAAAAUAAAAAAAUGUUGGUCCUUCUAGACAACAUAACAAUUGCAGU
This is a messenger RNA of Punica granatum (pomegranate), 1479 nucleotides long. The record is from RefSeq and is a predicted model, not a curated record. NCBI's taxonomy places the organism in Eukaryota, Viridiplantae, Streptophyta, Magnoliopsida, Myrtales, Lythraceae.